Molecule: messenger RNA, 805 nt
Organism: Osmia lignaria (orchard mason bee)
Lineage: Eukaryota; Metazoa; Arthropoda; Insecta; Hymenoptera; Megachilidae
Gene: Crz
Product: corazonin
Biological process (GO): positive regulation of heart contraction
Molecular function (GO): corazonin receptor binding
Source: RefSeq, a predicted model, not a curated record
AUUACUUGAUAAUAAUUAGUGCUUUUGCUGGUUUCAUUAUUACUAGGUACAGUAAAGGUACUGUAAACUUUGACAAUAUAUCGUACAAAUGUAUUCUGGACCGAGAGAAGGAGAGAGAGAGAUAAAGAGAAGGGGUCUUUUAAUGAGUUUUAUGAACAGAGUGAGAAAAUUUUCCUAUAUAAGGCACCUUGAAGGGUCACAGCCAACAGUAUCACGAAUUUGUAACAUCGUACUCUUCACGGUACUUCCGGUUUUCGUAAUAACGUAAGAUACCCAUAAGAAAUGAAAAUUAUAAAAGUUUCGCUUUUGAAAGAUGAAAACUACAGAUUCUCGCAUGAUUUCCCAUUAUAUUGGUCAAGAUGGAACAAUGCGAAAGAUGGUGGCCAGUCGAAUCCCCGUAUUCUUCAUUUUAUCAUUAACGAUGACGACAGUCAUUUGUCAGACGUUUCAAUACAGUCACGGUUGGACAAAUGGGAAAAGAUCGGCGUCUUCGGUGUUGGAGGAACUGGUAAAUUCCUCUGGCAAGAAUGCGGUUCAAUUAGACAAUGUCCUUGUUAAUUGUGAGCUACAGAAGUUGAGAUUAUUGCUUCAAGGAAAUAUCGACAGCCAAUUUCUACAAGUUCCUUGCGAGUUCUACGAUACCGCAAAGAGAAACUACCCCGAAAUUAUGGCCAACGAGCAUUUUCGACGACAAUCAUCUACCUCUAGCAACAAUUAUUAAACGCGUUAACUUCAUUCGACUUUGCACCACAGCAGCAUUAAUUAAUCGCCAAUUGUAAUCAAGUAAUAAAAAGCUACGAACUUA